Pieris macdunnoughi is the source of this 762-nucleotide messenger RNA. The record is from the annotation of a GenBank genome assembly. Lineage: Eukaryota; Metazoa; Arthropoda; Insecta; Lepidoptera; Pieridae.
AUGACGUCGAAGUUGGAUGAUUUAUUCGAUAAAAAGAAAGAUGAAGCACCUAUGCUUGAUUUGUCUAAAGUCGUUAUAAAUACAGCAGAAGAAUAUAGAGCAGUAUUGGAUAAGGUUCCCGAAUUUAAGACACGUCCAGAAAAGGUUAGAGCUGAUGACAUAAAAAUUAAAGAUAGAAAAGAAGAUCAUAAAACAAAAACACCCCGAAAAGAGAUACGGGCUUACGAGAAGUUAGGUACUCGUGGCUAUGAAGAGAAACAGUUUACUUUUAUGGAUCCUAUCCCAGUAGAAAUGCAAGGUCUGAAGUUUGAAGAGCUUUGCGCCGUUCCCAUUGAAUGGCGGAUGCUUACAUCUGUUCGGCCAAAAUCAAAACUUGAUGAAGAAUAUUUCAACAGGUUGAUUGAAUUAGGCAAAUCAGAGUUAAAAACAAGAGCGAAAGAGAAGCGGGAAAACGCGAAAAAUAAUAUGGUGAGAAAGAUAAAGAAUCGAUCUGGAGUAACGGAAACUCGUGUUGUAUCGUGCGCUGAAUGCGGUGAAGAGUAUUGUAAUGGUAAAAUGUGUACGAUAACAAACUACGACAUGUUUGCACGUUUGAAGUUAGAUAUAGAGCCUAAGACAAGACGAGCGCAGGCUGCCCCCUCUCAGGUCAGCAAACUACGUCGGAUGCGUCGCAGACCGCGACGUAAACCACGCAGCAAAAGUGCGGCACCGACCUAUAGAAAGUCAACUGGGAAAGGGACUAGAAGUGAUACUGAACUCUAA